Molecule: messenger RNA, 2364 nt
Organism: Hemiscyllium ocellatum (epaulette shark)
Lineage: Eukaryota; Metazoa; Chordata; Chondrichthyes; Orectolobiformes; Hemiscylliidae
Product: SH2 domain-containing protein 1A-like
Exons: 4
Coding region: 36-611 (191 amino acids)
Source: RefSeq, a predicted model, not a curated record
CUGAACAGAAACAAAGUGAAGUGCAAUCUGACAGAAUGGGGAAGCGCCUGUGCAUUUCUCUGUACUCGGUCCUGUUUGCACUCAGGAGACUGGUCCGGUUGCAAGAUGCCACACACAACAGAAAAUAUUCCCAAACUCUCCCAGCAGCCUCCCCCGUUUCUGCUUGCAGUAAAACAGGGGGAAGAGAGGGAGAGGGCAACUUGGCGGCUGAGAAGGCCUCACUGGAAACCAUGAGACUGCCCUUCUACCACGGGAAAAUCAACAAGGCACAGACCGAGGAGCUAUUAACAUCUUCAGGCAAAAACGGCAGCUACUUGAUCCGAAACAGCGAGACUGUGACUGGGAGCUAUUGCCUGUGUGUGUUGAAUCAAACGUUUGUUCAUACUUAUCGGAUUUUUGAAAAUUCUGGAACCUGGCACGUUCAGACAUCGGAAGGAAUUCCGCCUCAGUUUUUCAGCAGCAUUGAUAAACUUAUUUUAACUUACACAAAACCAGACCAAGGUACGGUUGUACCAUUACUGCAUCCAGUGGAACAUAAUGCAGACAAAAUAGGAAGCCACAAUGGAGGUGCACAGGGAAAACAUGAGUACUUGGACAUCCUGAGCAUCUGACCAGAGCAACAGGACAUUGGACGGAUCUCCAGCUACUGGAUCACAAAAGGAUCAUUUUGCAAUGAAAUGCAUUUCUUCUGCUUGAGUGUUGCUUUGUGUAUUGAUUUCUUCAGUCAGUGUUUUGUUGGUUUCACUGUUCUACAUCCUGGAAAAAAGUGAAAUUGCAGUUGGUGCCUCAUCAUUCUGGUGCCAUAAUUUGAGUCCUUCGUUCUUUUCGAGUUGUAAAUACAGAAGGAGGCCAUUUGGCUCACUGUACCUAUGCAGGCUCUUUUAAAGAUCUAUUCAAUUAUUUCGAGGACAGAUUGGCCGAGACUCAAUCAUUCAUCAUGGUUUAUACAUAAACUGGAUACCAGAUUGUACUUUUUAUUCCCUCAGAGGCCUGACAGUUUCAAAGGCGCUUAGCUUAAUGAUCCUGUACCUUUAGUCAUUUUUAGCAAAUUUUCUGAAGUAUAGGAAUCCUGCCUAUGAUUAACAAUAGAAAGAAUGUUAAAAUGAAGAUGUGUUGUUGAUUGAAAACAGAUUUGAAUCCCUUGUCUUUCCUCUCAUUUCUAUUGAAAUCAAAGGAUGUGAGUUUGAAAUGAAUUUGAGCCCCAAUUUCAAAUUUUUCAAUUUAACCUGGGGCAUGUACUCAAAACGUCUAUUCGUUUAGGAGCUAAUAUCAACCCAUAAGUUUAAGAAGCCUGAUAUUUCCUGUAAUGUUGAUGUUUUGGAAAGCUUUAUUCAUCAUUAUCAAUGAUUUUGCUCCCAGUAGUUGUGAAUGCUGAGAUAUAAUGGUCUCAACCACAUCAUAAUUUCAGGCUGAUGCAUGUGUUAUGGACCAGACCAAACCCCUCAAAGUAUAUGAAGAAAAUAGUCAAGACUAUAACUUUUUCUUAUGUUAAAGGCAAAUUCCAGGUGCUGCAUUCCAAAUGCAAUUUGAUAGAUCAACCACCAGAUUUGAAGUAAAACACUUUAUUCAUACACUAUUGUCAAUAUACAACAAAGGAAAAAUAGGAAUAAAUUAACUCUAUUGAAAAACUUAACAAAAUAAUAGAUUAUUUAACUAAUAAUCAGUAAGUGCUCCAAUAUAAUAACAUCCCAUAAACACACCCUUGGCAAAGGCAAAAUCAGUAAAAUAGAUUGGCUUACAUGCAAUUCUAGCAGCAAGAAGAGAAUCCAGCUUUUAGCUUUAACAGAGAGAGAGGAAAAAUAGCUUCAUAUCCAGUUUCAAGGCACCGGCAGCUGCUACUGAAAAAUUUUAAACUAAAAAUCCUGGUUCUGAACAAGCUUGACCCCACCCAUUCAGGCUGCUUCUAUUGUUCCAACUUUGAAAAAUAAAACCAAGGCCUCACAGGCUGUUUACUUUAUUGGAUUCAAAUAGACAGCUCAGCGCCUCUGUCUUAAAACUUCUCUUCAAAAGAAAACCAGGAUGAAAUACACCUCUUAAAGCUAUAGUAUCAUCACACAUAUAAGUGUACGCAAGAAAAACUACAAGGUGCAGUAUGUGAGAGUGUACUCCAGAGGAGUUUCUGUUGAUGGUCAUGCCAUGUUCUUCGUAAAACAUCAGGGAUUCACAGUUUGUCCAUUUGGGCUAAUUGCCCUAAAACUAAUGUGAAGUUUCACAUUGUCUUACUUGGAGCAGGUAUUAUUGGACACACAAUCUGACCAAAAACACAGGGUCAGGAACAUAUGGGAAUCUUCAGCAAGAAGUACAGGUGUUGUAAUGAAUUUGUUGUUAAUUGUUAAUAAAAUAUCUUCACUUGACUUAAACAAA